UUUCCUGCUUAGUUCCGUGUUGUGAAUGUAGUUGAAUAAGUACAGUUCUCUUAUUUACUUUUCUCAGACCUUGUUGGUGUCUUUCCCCACUCAUUCAACAUGUCGGACCGCGGCUCUUUCGAUACCAAUGCGAUCACUCUGACCAGAUUUCUGUUAGAGGAGGGAAGAAGAGUGAAAGCCACAGGGGAACUGACGACCCUCCUGAAUGCCAUGUGUACGGCUAUUAAAGCAAUCUCGAGUGCAGUGAGGAAAGCAGGCAUCGCUCACAUGUAUGGCAUUGCUGGCACUACAAAUGUGACAGGGGACCAGGUGAAGAAGCUGGAUAUCCUUUCCAAUGACCUUGUCAUUAAUAUGAUCAAAUCCUCCUUCACUUCCUGUGUGUUGGUCACUGAGGAGAACGACAACGCCAUUAUAUUGGAGCAGGAGAGCAGGGGUAAAUAUGUGGUCUGCUUCGAUCCUCUGGAUGGAUCCUCCAACAUUGACUGCCUGGUUUCCAUCGGGACCAUCUUCUCUGUGUAUAAAAAGUGCACAGAUGACGAGCCAAGUGAGAAGGAUGCCCUGCAGCCUGGCAGAAACAUAGUGGCUGCUGGGUAUGCGCUGUACGGCAGUGCCACCAUGAUAGUGCUCUCAACCGGCCAAGGUGUCAAUUGCUUCAUGCUGGAUCCCGCAAUUGGGGAGUUCAUUCUAGUAGAGCAGGAUUUGAAAAUCAAGAAAAAGGGGAACAUUUACAGUCUCAAUGAGGGCUAUUCUAAGUAUUUUGACCCUGCUGUCACUGAGUACCUGCAGAAGAAGAAAUUCCCAGAGGAUGGCAGUGCACCCUAUGGUGCCCGGUACGUGGGCUCCAUGGUAGCAGAUGUUCAUCGGACCAUUGUUUAUGGAGGCGUUUUCCUCUACCCUGCCAAUGUGAAGAGUCCCAAAGGAAAGCUCCGACUCUUGUAUGAGUGCAACCCCAUGGCCUUCAUCACUGAGCAGGCUGGAGGAAUGGCCACGACAGGAAGCAUGAACGUGCUGGACAUCCAGCCCGAGAGCAUCCAUCAGAGGGUCCCGGUGGUCCUGGGAUCCCCGGAUGAUGUUCAAGAGUACAUCUCCAUCUACCAAAAACAUCACAAGUGACCAAAUCCUAAAACUAAAAGCCUUCUAAGAGACCAAACAUCAAAUUCCAAACAUCAAAAAAUCAUUCUUAUGAGUUAAAGUUAAAAAAAAAAAUGAACACAAAAGAUUACCACAUCCUCACCAAAUAUCACACUCAUGUUCUAUAAAUUCUGCUUGUUGCACGAAGUUUUGAGUGGACAAAGCCAAACAAAUCCAACCCGGGUAAAUUAAGGUUAACAGGUUUCAUGACGCUGGUUAUCAACUUUCUUAGUCAACCCAGGUUUUAACCCUGAAUCAAGUUUUACUCAUCGUGCUUGUGUACAUAAAAGCCAGACGUUUGCAGCAAAUAGCCAACAGCGUUCAACAUGGAAAAAAGCAGGUGUGCAUACUUUUCAAUUGAAGAGCAAGAGAUUAUUAUGUGGAAAUAUGAGGAAUUUAAACCUACACUAAUCACAAAAAGCAACAUCGUUUGCUGUUGCCAAAGCUCAGGAACAUUGCGGCGGAAUUUAUAGGUUCACAAUGAGAAUAAGCAGAGUGAAAACUUAUAACCCCAACCUACUUCAUAUAAUAUCACAUAAUAUAAAUGUCAAUUGUUUUAAUUAUAUAUUAAUAAAAUAUCAAUUUGUCAAAGUAUAUUAGGACAGGAAAAAUGCCACCGCAUGCAAAUUUGUACCAUCUCCAGAAAAUCGAUAUCUUUCAUACAGAUUGUCUGUCCCUAAAAGUUAGUUUCCUUCUAAGUGCUCUUUCUUAUUAUUUGCAUGCUGAGCUCCACAGGAUUCUCCACAAAUUCUGAAGCCAUCGCUACAAACACUAAAGGGUUAACUUUGAUGCAGCCGGUUUAUAUCACUUCGCUCACAGGUGAUUGGUCCAAUUUGGAUUUGCGAUUUCUUACCCAGAAAAAAACCUGCUCCAGAGCAGGUUAGCCAUAUAGUGGAAGUUACCAUGGCAAUGAAAACAGAUAAAACCAUUCCACCUUGUUGAGACCUAAGAACCAGAAUUUGCUGAACUAAAAACAAACUUACCUGGGUAGUCACCGAAACUGCCUUCGUGCAACAGGCCUCAGAUAUACAAAUACUCCAAGAAGCAUCAUUGUCACAUUUGCACUCACUGGAAAAUGUUUACACAAAGAUUCACUUUGUAUGAUAUUUACAAAUCUGUGAUAAUAAUGCUGCAGCAGGUCUUGAAGAACGUGGAAGAAAUCGGAACAGUUCCCUAGACCAUGUUUCAUAUCUAUGCGAUAUGAAUGAAGUGCCUGCUUUUUUAUUGUAAAGGAAAAUAAAUUCAGCUUUGCCAAAAAAGUC
This is a messenger RNA of Ictalurus furcatus (blue catfish), 2393 nucleotides long. RefSeq names its product fructose-1,6-bisphosphatase 1a (gene fbp1a). Gene Ontology annotation, cellular component: cytoplasm; cytosol. Gene Ontology annotation, molecular function: fructose 1,6-bisphosphate 1-phosphatase activity. The record is from RefSeq and is a predicted model, not a curated record. Lineage: Eukaryota; Metazoa; Chordata; Actinopteri; Siluriformes; Ictaluridae. Bases 100 to 1113 code for a protein of 337 amino acids. Gene Ontology annotation, biological process: sucrose biosynthetic process; gluconeogenesis; fructose 1,6-bisphosphate metabolic process. The transcript has 7 exons.